UUCUAAUAAAUUUUUCUUCAUUCACCUUCGCUUUACUUGUUUCAUUGACGUUUUUCUUGUUUGUAAAUAAUAAUUGCUGGAAAUAGUACGCAAUGUGAAAUUGUACGCAUUCCUCGUUCCAUUGCACAUUACGUAAACGUUAAACAUCGUUGUAAAGGUGGAUUGAUAGUGCGAGAAAUAUCCUAACCUAAUGUGCGUCUUGUUCUGGUGAGGCGUUUAAGCUAUGAUAGAAGAUAAUGCCUCAAUUUAGAAGAAAAAAGGCGUCCAAGUCGUUCCCUGUAAAAGUAUGUACGCUAGACGCUGAAUUGGAAUUUAACCUUGAGUGGCGAGCUACCGGAAGAGAUCUGUUUGACUUAGUAUGCAGGACGAUAGGGCUCAGAGAAACAUGGUUCUUUGGGCUGCAGUUCGAAGACACAAAACACUUUAUAAGUUGGCUGAAGUUGGAUAAAAGAGUGCAAGACCAAUGCGUCUCCCAGAUGCCAGGCACCCCCUUCAUGCUACUCUGCAAGUUAUACCCUGAAGAUGUGGCCGAGGAACUAAUCCAGGAAGUGACCCAACACCUUCUGUUCUUGCAAGUGAAGCAAGCAAUACUGAGCAUGGAUAUAUACUGUCCGCCCGAGGCGUCGGUCUUGCUUGCCAGUUAUGCGGUCCAGGCUAAGGUUGGUUAUUAUGGUGACUACGACGAGAGCGCGUACAAGCCGGGCAUGCUGGCGAGCGAGGACCUGCUGCCGCAGCGCGUCAUAGACCAGUACCAGAUGACGCCCGAGAUGUGGGAGGAUCGGAUUAAGAUAUGGUAUGCUGAUCACAAAGGUAUGUCACGGGAUGAGGCUGAAAUGGAAUAUCUGAAAAUAGCGCAAGAUCUGGAUAUGUAUGGCGUUAAUUACUUUGCAAUUAAGAAUAAAAAAGAAACAGAAUUAUACCUAGGAGUGACAGCAUUAGGUCUGAACAUUUACGAGAAGGAUAACAAGUUAACGCCCAAGACAACGUUCCCGUGGUCGGAGAUCAAGCACAUCUCCUUCGAUGAUAAGAAGUUUGUUAUCAAGUUUGUGGAGAAAACUACCAAUAACUUUAUAUUCUUCUCGCCUAAGGGCAUGAAUAAGUUGAUACUGGACCUAUGUAUUGGUAACCACGACCUAUACAUGAGGAGACGGAAGCCAGACACCAUGGAAGUGCAGCAGAUGAAGGCGCAGGCUAAAGAGGAGAAGCAGCGUCGUCAAAUAGAGCGCAACAAGUUAGCGAGAGAGAAGCAGCUCCGCGAGGCCGCCGAGCGCGAGCGACAAGCCAUGGAGCAGCGCCUCCGCCAGUACCAGGAGGAAAUACGACUCGCCAAUGAUGCACUGCGUCGUUCAGAAGAGACAGCGGAACUGCUAGCGGAGAAGGGUCGCGUGGCAGAAGAGGAAGCUUCUCUAUUGGCGCAGAAGGCGGCCGACGCGGAGAGAGAGAACGCCAGGCUCAGGCUGUCUGCUAUCAAGACUGAGGAGGAAAAGGUACACCUAGAGCGUAAAACGCGCGAAGCCGAAUACCUAACCGCCCGUUUAGUAGAAGAAUCAGAGAAACGUGCAGCCGAAGCCGAAAGACUGAAAGCCGAGCUGGUGUCCGCAAGAAUGGCUGAAAAGCAAGCCAAGGAGAAACUUCUCAACUUCCUCAGCAGAACUUCCACUGGGUCCCUCCCGCCCGUUAGUAAACCUUCCAGAAAGUUCGAAGAGUCGGACGCCAAGAUGACGGAGAAGCAAGCCAAUGAGAAACUGAUUAAUUUCUUGAGUGAUACGUAUAAUGGAUCGUGGGAUCUUGGACCGCCGUCAUCAACAGUGCCAUCUAGUCUGUUUCCAUCGACGUGCUCGUUACCGGCGGAGCUGGGGGGCGAAGGCCUACAGAAUGGCACGGCGUCCGUCACGGAGCCCGAGCUCAAUUCCUAUCAGCUGGUGCCUGAUGACUCCGAUCCUCAUAUACAUCGCCUGUCGUUGGAGAUUGAGAAAGAGAGGGUGGAAUACCUAGCAAAAUCGAAGCACCUACAACAGCAACUAGACGAACUUCGAUGCGAGUUCUCAGUUCUCCGCGUAGACCAGUCCACCGCCACCCUUGACCGACUGCACGAGGAGCAGGCUCGAGCUGGUGACAACAAGUACUCCACGCUGAGGAAGCUCAAGCAGGGCUCCACCAAGACCAGGGUGGCUUUCUAUGAGGAACUGUGAAUGUACCCAUCACUAGAUUAUUUUCAAGGAUGCACAAUUAGGUGAUCGAAUGACAAUACAAAUUAGUUGGUAAAUAUAUUGAGUCCUAAAAUGUUGAAGGGUUUUUCCCUCAGAUGAUGGACUAGAAAAAUUAUAUGGAAAAUUAUACUAAAAAUUAUUUGUUUACCGAGGGUAGCAAUACAGUUUUAAAUAGCUCCUAGAUUAUUUAUAUCUAGGAGUUAAGAGGUUCAAAAUUGCCAUAAAUAAUGAACUAAAUUAUAUUUGCAAAAGGCAUACUGAUAUUAGAAACAAAUGUCUUAGUUUUUCUGUAUUUCAAAUAGGCUUUAUGAAAAGCCAGAUUGCUGGCUGUAAAAACUGAGAUAUUUAUGUACUCUUCACAUUUUAUAAGGUAAUACAUUUUUAAAUAUCUGUAAUAAAACAGUAAACAGGUAAGUCAAUUUAAUAUUUAAUUGACAGCAACCUGCAUAAAUAAUAUGUAUAGGGUGUUUAAAAUAUGAACUUGCGCAAAAUUCAAUAUCUUUAUAUUUUGAGGAGGCUUCUGCUUUUAAUUAGUAGUCUAGAUUGAAAUUAACACCCUGUAUUUAAUCGUGAAUGUGACUGUAUGCAUAAUAAUAAUAAAAUGAGGCAGGAAAUCAGUAGGUAAUAAGAAAAUCAGAUAUGUAAUCAAAACUAUCAUUUUUACACUACAAUGAGUAGUGUUUAUAUUUUAUAUUUUUUUUUACCGGCUGUAAAUCAAUAAAAUUAUGGUUAACGAUGAAUGGUAGGUCUUAUAAAUAAUGACCAAGUUGAUAUGAUCCAGAUUUUCAUGCUGGGAGAAAAUAAACCUUGUAUCCUAGGCGUUAAGGUUGGAAAUCGAGCGAUUACGACUGUACUGUAAUUAUGUACGGUUUUGUAGGCAUAUGAUAUUAUCAACGUAAGAUUCGUAAUGUAAUGUCUAAUCACACAGUUCCUAGGACACAUGUACAUAGAUUUGUAAAAGUGCCUUAUUUUGAAAAUUAUUGAAUAAGAUCUUGUUGAUUAGUUAGAAAGGUUUUUUAUGGCUAUCAUUUCAUUAAAUAGCAGUCCAUUUUAUAGAUCUAGAUAGAUAGCAUUGUCUUUGGUAUUUUUAUGGUCCGAUUUUUCAAUAAUCAGUUACCGUCUAUCUGAGGAAUAAAUAUGACGAUUUUAUAUUUCUUUAGAUAAGUUAACUGCAGAGUGAAAAAUUGGCCCAAAAACAUAUUACUAUAGUAUAAAAUUAUUGAUGAAAAAUGCGACACAUAAAAAUAUAGAUAAUGCAUUGCGAUAAAUAUAUGUUCGCUUUGGUAUUAUGGAUUCAAUAACGUCUAAACUAAUUUAUCUUAGAUUUUUUAUACUUUCAACAAAAAAUGGAUUUAUUAAAUAUUUAUUGGUUGAUAAAUCAUCAAAUUAUAUUUAACAAUCUUUUUAAAUCGUGUUCUAUAUGAUUGAUCUCUUAAGUUCGUGUAACUUUUUUUAUAAAAUUUUAUUCGCCAAAUUGGCUUUUUUAUACUACAUUGGUCUGAAGUUACAUUAUGAUCUUCAUAUAAAACCAAAAAUCUUGAUCUGUUGUAUAAAAAAUGACAGUCAAAAAUAACUAAUAUGUAUUUUUAUAUAACUCCUUGUAUACAAUGAAAAAUAAUUAAGCUUAUUGUUAUUUUAA
Helicoverpa zea (corn earworm) is the source of this 3849-nucleotide messenger RNA. RefSeq names its product moesin/ezrin/radixin homolog 2 (gene Mer). Gene Ontology annotation, molecular function: actin binding; cell adhesion molecule binding. Gene Ontology annotation, biological process: regulation of organelle assembly; positive regulation of early endosome to late endosome transport; positive regulation of protein localization to early endosome. The record is from RefSeq and is a predicted model, not a curated record. Gene Ontology annotation, cellular component: cytoskeleton; plasma membrane; adherens junction. Lineage: Eukaryota; Metazoa; Arthropoda; Insecta; Lepidoptera; Noctuidae. The coding region runs from base 237 to 2192 and encodes 651 amino acids. The transcript has 13 exons.